Molecule: messenger RNA, 13905 nt
Organism: Penaeus indicus
Lineage: Eukaryota; Metazoa; Arthropoda; Malacostraca; Decapoda; Penaeidae
Gene: kst
Product: spectrin beta chain, non-erythrocytic 2-like
Exons: 67
Coding region: 277-13092 (4271 amino acids)
Biological process (GO): actin cytoskeleton organization
Cellular component (GO): cortical actin cytoskeleton; cell projection; cell junction
Molecular function (GO): actin filament binding; phospholipid binding
Source: RefSeq, a predicted model, not a curated record
UUUCAGUCGGUGCCCGAGAGAGGCGCGCAUAAAAUCCGAGACAUUAUUAACGUUAUAUAUAUAUUUUUUUAAUUUAUUUAUCUACAUUCUUGAUUUUACUUAAUUUCUUCCCGUUUUUGUUGAUCGCCUUGCUCAACCGGACGCCAGCCUAUAGUUGAAAAGAUUUAUCCGGUUAGAGUGAUGUGGUCUGUUUAACCGGAAUUGUGCGCGGAAAUUUUCGGUCGAAUCUUCACACGUUUGAUGCACGGGUGAGGGCGGCGCAGCAGGAGUGGCGAGAUGUCGUCGCUGUCAACCCGCGAGGACGCCCUCCGCCAGUUCGAGACUGGGCGGAUCCAGCACCUUCGGGACGAGCGCUUGGGCAUUCAGAAGAAGACCUUCACGAAAUGGAUGAACUCGUUUCUUAUCAAGGCGCGGUUGGAGGUGGUGGACCUCUUCACCGACUUGGCGGAUGGCAAGAUGCUGCUCAAGCUGCUCGAGAUCAUCUCGGGCGAGAAGCUUGGCAAGCCCAACAACGGCAAAAUGCGAGUGCACAAGAUCGAGAACGUUAACAAGUCGCUUGCUUUCCUUCACACAAAGGUCCGACUGGAGAGCAUCGGCGCCGAGGACAUCGUAGACGGGAAUCCACGCCUGAUUCUCGGCCUCAUCUGGACCAUCAUUCUCCGAUUCCAGAUUCAGGAGAUCGAAAUUGAUGUGGACGAAGAGAACGAAAGCAGCGAGAAGAAAUCCGCCAAAGAUGCCCUGCUGCUUUGGUGCCAGAGGAAGACGGCAGGGUACAGGGGCGUCAACAUCGAGGACUUUUCGCGAUCAUGGAGAGACGGCCUGGGCUUCAACGCCCUCAUCCACGCCCACCGUCCGGACAUCAUCGACUACAACAGCCUGGUGGCGAAGAACCACAUUCACAACCUCAACAAUGCUUUCAACGUUGCCCACGACGAGCUGGGCAUCGCCAAGAUCCUGGAUGCUGAAGAUGUGGACACCAACAAACCCGAUGAGAAGUCUAUCAUUACUUACGUGGCUUCGUACUACCACACCUUCGCCCGCAUGAAGAAUGAAUUGAAGGGCUCGAAGAGAAUUGCCAAUAUCAUGAACCAGAUGAAGGAUGUAGACGACAGCAAGAUGAAAUACGAGAAGAUCACCAGCACGCUGUUGGAGUGGAUCCUCAUGAAGAUCGUCGAAUUGGACAGCAGAGAAUUCCCCAACUCUCUAGAUGGCAUCCAGAAGUUGUUGUUGCAGUUCAAGAAGUACAGAACGGAAGAGAAGCCUCCCAAGUACAAGGAAAGAAGCGAGAUCGAGGCCCUCUUUUUCUCCAUCAACGCGAGCCUGAAAGCCCUGAACCAGCCUGCAUACACCCCAAAGGACGGUCAGAUGGUUCACGACAUCGAGCGAGAGUGGAACAGACUGGAGAAGGCCGAGCACCACAGGGAGGUCGCUCUCAGGGAGGAGCUACUUCGGCAGGAGAGGCUGGAGCAGCUGGCUUACAAAUUUGACAAGAAGAGCGUGCUACGAAGGGGAUACCUGGAGGAGAUGAUUCAGGUCUUGAGUGACCCUCGUUACGGCAGCAACCUGGCUCAGGUGGAAGCCACUGUCAAGAAACACGAAGCAAUCAGCGCUGAUAUUUUGGCUCGGCAAGAGAGAUUUGAAGAUCUCACAAAAAUGGCUGAUGAAUUGGACGCUGAGAAUUACCGUGGAAAGGACGCCAUCAGAAAGAAGGAAAAGGACAUCUUGAAGAAGUGGAGUGAACUGUUGGAUCUUCUUAACAAACACAAGGUUCACCUUCAGAACUGCUGCGACCUCGUGGCGAUCAUGAGAGAAGUAGACACCAUUACUGCAUCUAUCCGAGAACUGGAGGUGAGCUUCUGCUCAGACGAUGUAGGUCGUCACUUACUGGCAGUGGAGGACCUGCUGCAGAAGCACGCGCUGAUGGAGUCGCAGGUUCACUCGAUGGGAGAGACGAUCAAGAGGCUGAACAAACAGGGCGAGGCCUUCAUCAGCACGGGACACAAGGACGCGCCCGUCCUCCAGAAGAGACUCCAGGACCUCAACAAGGGGCACGAGGCUCUCCUCAAGAAGGCGGCCGAGCGCAGGGCGAGACUCGAGGAGGCCAGGGAUCUGUUCCAGUUCGAGGUCGACAUGGAGGAGGAGGAAGCUUGGGUCAUCGAGAAGCAGAGGAUCUGUCAGGCGGGCGUCACUGCCAAGGACAUCAGGGCAGUCCUGUCACUGCAGCAGAAACACAAGGAAGCCCUGUUUUUGAAGGCUCUCGAGGACGAGAUGCGAGCCCGACGACCCAAGUCAGAGAAGAUCAUGCGUUCGGGCGAAGCCAUGCUCAAGGCCGACCAUCCCGAGGCCAAAGCUAUAAGCGAGCGCAUCGCCGCCCUCAAGGACAAGUGGAAGGGCCUGGAGCACUACGCGGCCGAGAGGAGGAGGCAGCUGGAGGAUGCAGCGGAGGCUUGCUCGUUCAACGCCGACGCCAACGAGGUCGAAUCGUGGAUAAAGGAGAAGCUGCCACUCUGCCAGUCCAAGGACUACGGAGAAGACGAGCCCAGCGGCAUGGCUCUCCUUCAGCUGCACGUCCGCAUGGAGGAGGAGAUCAAGGCCUACGAUGGGGACGUCAAGGCUGUCAAUGCCCAAGGCCAGAAGCUCAUCAAGUCGGGCAUAUCCUCGCUGAAUAUCACGUCCCAGCAGCAGAUCCCAGCAGAGGACGAGGAAGAGUUCGAGUGGGUGGACGAGGUGAAGAUGGUCCCGCAGGAGGUCACGGUGGAAGAAGUGGUUGACGAUGUGGAAGAAGUGACGGUCAUGGAAGUGAGGGAAGUGCCCACGGUGGUCGCGAGGUAUGACUUCGAGGGCCAGGGCAUGCACAUGGCCAAGCGAGAGGUCUUGUUCCUGUUGAGCAAAACGAACGAUGAUUGGUGGAACGUGAGGAAGGCCAACGGAGACGAGGGCUUCGUGCCAGCCAAUUACGUGCGAGAAGGCCAGCCCAAGAAGAUCAACGUCCACGUCAAGAAGGAAGUGCGUGUUCCCAAGAAGAAGAUGGUGCCCAAAACCAAGAUGGUCAAACAGACCGUCAAAGUCAAGAAGAGGAAACCCAAGGCGCCUCCUCGAAGCAAGAAGGUAGUAGAGGAGCCGGAGACAGUUGAGAAGCGGCUACAGUUGAUCAACUCCUCUUAUAACCAGCUGUGCGACCUUGCGCAGAAGCGUCACCUCUACCUGGAGGAAUCCAUCAAGCUCUACUCCUUCUUCAGCGAGUGCCAAGGCUUUGAGCUGUGGAUGCGGGAGAAGGAGAAGCUCCUGAAGACGGACGACAAGGGCGAUACCGUCGAUGCCGCCAAGAAGAAGUUCGAGCAGUUCUUGACAGAUCUGUCGGCUGCGAGUCGCAGGAUCGAGAUCAUUGACAAGAUGGUGAAGGACUUCGUGGCCUCGGGUCACAGCCAACUGGAGAAGAUCAAGAACCGCCACAAGCAGAUCCAGGACCAGUGGGCCCACCUCAACCGCCUCAAACAGCAGAAGGAGCGAAGUCUGGAGGGCGCCUCGAGCGUGGAGCUGUUCCAUCGCACGUGCGACGAGACCAGGGACUGGAUGGUCGAGAAAAUGGAGAAACUAGACACGGAUGAACUGGGAAGAGACUUGAAAACAGUGCAGUCUCUUCAGCGGAAGCACGACCAGUUAGAGAGAGAACUGGCGCCAGUAGAAGAAAAGGUGCGCCGAGUUAACCUUCUCGCCGAUUCAGUGAAAGCGUCAUACCCCCGCGAGAGGCAUGCUGUAGAGGACCGACAGGAGGAGAUUCAGCAGUAUUGGGGACAACUCAAAGGAAAAGCACUGGAGAGGAGAAACCGUCUGGAAGAAGCUGUGGGACAACAGAUCUUCCUCAACUCUGCCAAGAGCUUGCUGAACUGGGUGGGUGAUGUUAAAAAUGCCCUGAACUCCGACGAGCCAGCACGUGACGUAACAACUGCAGAACACCUGCUGAAGAGUCACCAAGACCUUGGGGAUGACAUCAGGGCCCAUCAGGAUGAAUUCAAUGAGCUUGGCCAACUUGGAGAAAAGCUCCUGAAAAGAAACCCAGACUUUGGUGAAGUGAAAGAAAAGAUGGCUCAGCUUGGGGAGGAGCAAAGAGCAAUCCACCGUGGUUGGCAGGAGAAAGGCGACUGGCUGCGGCAGUGCAUGGACCUCCAGCUCUUCAACAGGGAGGCUGAUCAGAUCGAUGCUGCCACAAGCUCUCAUGAGACCUUCCUUGAUUACAAAGACCUUGGGAGUACCCUUGAUGACGUAGAAGCGCUCCUGAAACGACAUGACGAUUUCGAGAACACCUUGAUGGCUCAGGACGAAAGACUGCGAGUGUUCAGCGAGAUGGCAGACAAGCUCAUUGCUGCUGAACAUUACGAUGCUAAGUACAUAAAUGAGCGGAGAGAUCAGGUGCACGGCAGGCGAGCUGCUGUCAAGGAACGUGCCCUGGCUCGGCGAGAGCAGCUGAAUGGCUCGAUGGCCUAUCAGCAGUUCAAGGCAGACUCUGACGACUUUGACAAAUGGAUGUCAGAUAAGAAGAAAUUGGCUGAUGACGAAUCCUACAGAGACCUGAGCAACCUUGAACGUAAGCUGCAGAAACACGAGGCCUUCGAGAGGGAGCUCCAUGCCAACGAAGGCCAAUUGCGACGCCUGAACAAGACCGGCCAGGACCUGAUCGGGCUCAAACACUACCAGUCGGAUGAUAUCCGCCAGACGCUGGACGACCUCAACCAGAAGUGGAAGGACCUAUGCAGCAAGACGGAAGAGAAGGGCAUGAAGCUCCGUCAGGCCAACAGCCAGCACAUCUACAACAAAGACCUGGAGGAGACCGGGAAGGCUCUUGACGCCCUGGAGAAUGCUCUCAACAACAAGGACGUCGGGCAUGACCUCCGCUCGUGCAAGGAUCUGCUUAAUAACCAACAGAACCUGGAGAAUGAGAUGAACAACAUGGAGAGGAAGAUCUCGGAUAUGUGCGCCACGGGAGAUCAAAUGGUCCAAGAAGGACAUUUCGACGCAGACAACAUCGAACAGGCUUGUGCAUCUGCAAAGAAGAGAUUUGAGAAACUGAAGGACCCAGCUUCCCGACGCCGCGCUGCUCUGGAGGAAUCCCUGAGGUGGCACGAGUUCAACUUCGAGCUCGACGCUGAAAUGCAGUGGAUCAAGGAACACAUGCCUCUUGCAACAUCCACUGUCUUGGGACAAAACUUGCAUGAAGCUCAGAAUCUGAACAAGAAACACGCAAAACUGACAGCAGAAAUCCACGGCCAUCAACCACAGAUCAAGAAGACCCUUGCAAAGGGAGUCAAGCUGGAGGAGGAUGGACAUCCUGAGAAGAAAACGAUCAAUAAAAGGUGUGCCGAGCUUCAGGAAGCUUGGGAUGACUUGCUUGCUGAAGCCAGUGAGCGUCAGAGAAAGCUGGAGCUAAACCACAAGGCACAACAGUACUUCUUUGAGGUGGGAGAGAUUGAGACAUGGAUGAAUGAGAAGCGCAACAUCCUCCAGACCAAAGACUAUGGCAAGGAUGAGGACGUGGCUCGCAAGCUCCUUGCAAAACACAAGGGCCUGGAGCUGGAAAUUGAUACCUACAGUGGAAUAGUGAAGGAGAUGGGCACAGUGGCUGACCAGAUGAUAAAAUCCAGUCACCCCGAGUCCAAGCUGAUCAAGGACAGACAGCAGAUGCUAAACCAAGAAUUGAGAGACCUGCAGAAGCUGUCAGCUCACCUCAGACAAAAGCUCAUGGAAUCUAUGUACCGUCAUGAAUAUUUCCGUGAAGCUGAGGACUUGGAGAAGUGGAUUGCAGAGCAGAUGCAGACAGCAACAUCAGAGGACUUUGGACAAGAUUAUGAACAUCUGUUGCUUCUGCAAGCAAAGUUUGAUGAUUUCAAACACCGUGUUGAAGCUGGCUCUGAGCGUUUCAACCAGUGUGAAGAACUUGCCAAGAAACUUAUUGCAAAUGAAAGUCCUUAUGCUGCGGAGAUUGAGCGCAAGCAAGAACAGCUCAGUAAGGGAAGUCCGGCUUCUUCUCCUACUAAAAGCCAGGACCCGGCCAUCCAGGUGACUGCGUACCACAAGAAAGUUCGGGUGGCCUGGAACAGUCUCUUGGAGAACAUUGAAGCUAGGGACCAGAAACUGGAAGCUGCUGGUGAGAUCCACCGCUUCAACCGCGACGUGGCAGAGGCACUGGCAAGGAUUCAGGAGAAGUUCAAAUCCAUUCCUGAGGAUCUGGGCCGUGAUGUGAACUCGGUCCAGUCCCUGCUCAGGAAGCAUGAAGGUUUUGAGAAUGACCUGGUGGCACUGGAGGCCCAGUUGCAGGUACUGGUUGAUGACUCAGCAAGACUCCAAGCAGCUUACCCAGGCAGCAAUGCAGAACACAUUGCUGAGCAACAAGCACUUGUGAUUGAUAACUGGAACACACUUCAAGAGAAAGCCUCAAGGAGGAAGGAGGAGCUCCAUGCUGCAGCUGACCUUCAGAGAUUCUUAGCAGAUUCUCGUAACUUGAUCAAUUGGUCGAGUGAUUUGCGGGCAACAAUGAAGGCACAGGAGAAGGUGCGUGAUGCUGCUAGUGCUCAGGGCCUGAAGACUGAGCACGAGAGGAUCAAGGCUGAAAUUGAGGCCCGUGAAGAUGUGUUCAGCAAGGUGGUUGAGGCUGGACGAAUUAUGGUGGAAGAUAGACACUAUGCCAGCACUGAGGUGGAAGAGAGAGUGAACAAGGUCCUUGAAGAGAGAAACCAAUUGCAUGCAGCCUGGCAGCACAAGAAGGUGUACUUAGACCAGCUAAUAGACCUCCAAUUCUUCUUGAGAGACGCCAAGCAGCUUGACACCAUCAGCAGCACUCAAGAAGCUGCUCUGUCGACAGCUGACUUUGGAACAACCAUUGAACAGGUGGAUGCUCAGGUUAAGAAACACGAUGCCUUUGAGAAGCUAGUGUAUGCCCAAGAAGAGAAGCUAGAUACUUUGAAGAACCAUGGCUCAAAGCUCAUUGAACAGAACCACUUCGACUCCCCUCACAUCAAGAAGCGCAUUGACGAAGUGGUGUUGAGAAGAGGCCGUGUAAAAGAUGCCACAAAGGCACGUAAACAGCAACUAGAAGAUGCCCUCCUUCAUGCCCAGUUCAUCAGAGAUGUAGGUGAUGCCAACAUGUGGAUUGAUGAGAAAGUCAGUCAUUUGGAGGCAGCACGGACGAAGGAUGUCACCAGCUUUGAGGACAAGGUCAAGAAGCUGCAGAAGCACCAGGCCUUCAUGGCUGAACUUCAGGCACACGAGUCUAGGAUCAAGGAAAUUACUGAAAAUGGUGCAAUGCUUGUCAAGAAGAAGCAUAAGUCAUCAGCUGAAGUGAAGGAAGAGGUAGACCAUCUUGUAGAGAGAUGGACACAGCUGGUGCUUGAUGCUGAGAACCACUCCAGAGGCCUGGAGGAGGCUCAGGACAUCCUUGAAUUCAACACUCAGGUGGAGAAGGUUGAUGCUUGGAUUAGAGACAAAGAAAUGAUGGUCCAAGCAGGGGAUCUUGGUAAAGAUUACGAGCACUGCAUGGCUCUUCACCGCAAGCUGGAUGAUGUCGACUCUGACAUGCGUGUAGAUGAUGCCAGGUUCACAACCAUCAAUAGAUUAGCAGAUAAGAUCAUUAAGCAGGGCUGUGGUGACAACAAGGCUGUGCAGCAGAGAAGAAACGAACUGAAUCACAAGUGGCAGGCCCUGAAAGGUGCCAUUGAUGCCUAUCGCACAGAGCUUGCAGGAGCUUUGGAGAUCCAUGCCUUUAACCGUGAUGUUGAUGACACCAAAGCACGAAUUAGUGAGAAGGCUGUGAUCCUUGCCAAUGAAGACACUGGAAAGGACCUGACUCAGGUUGAGACUCUCCAGAGAAAGCAGGAGACCAUCAUCCGCGAUAUGUCAGCUAUUGAAAAGAAGAUCAAGGAGCAUGAAAAGGCUGCCUUUAACCUGGCCAAGAAGUACCCAGAUAUGAAGGAUCCCAUCCACAAGAAACAAGCUGAGGUUCUAGAGGCUUGGUCCAAACUCUGUGAUGGUUCUUUUGGCAGGAAAGAGAAGCUCUCGCUUUCCUACACGCUACAUAAGUUCCAGGCUGAUCUACGGGAACUGGAGAAGUGGGGAGAGGACAUUGUUAGCCGUAUGAAUGCAUCCCCACUGCCCAGCAACACCGCAGAAGCAGAGAUGCUACUGCAGAGUCAUCAAGAGAAGAAGGCUGAAAUUGAUGGACGAAAUGAAGUGUUUGAAGCUCUAAAAGAAUUUGGUGAGAAGCUUAUUGCAGAUGAUCAUUUUGCAAAGGAAUCCAUCAAGGUGAACCUAGAAACACUGGAUGAAGUGAAGAGCAAGGUCACCGUGUUUUGGACUGAGCGUGAGAAGGUCUUAUCUCAGGCUCAUCAGCUGCAAGUCUUCCUAGAGAUGUGUGAGCAAGCCAACUCAUGGCUAGCCAGCAAGGAGGCCUUCCUCAACAAUGAUGAUCUUGGGGAUUCUAUGGCAUCUGUGGAAGUGCUGAUCAAGAAACAUGAGAGCUUCGAGAAGACCUUUGAGGCCCAAGGCAACAAGAUUGAACAGCUGGAGAGCUUUGCCAAGGAGCUGCUAAAGAAUGACCACUACGAUAGUGAUGGCAUUCGAAGGCGCCUUGAUGUUGUGACUGCCAAGAGGGAUAGCCUGAAGGAAGCAGCACAUCAGAGAAGGCUAAAACUGAGGGAGUCCAAGUCACUGCAGCAGUUCUUGAGGAACAUCUAUGAACAGUUCUUGAGGAACAUCUAUGAAGUGGAAGGCUGGAUCUCAGAGAAAUUGCAGGUGGCAUGCGAUGAGAGCUACCGAGACCCCACCAACCUGCAGUCCAAGAUCCAGAAGCAUGGGGCAUUUGAGGCUGAAGUCCUCGCCAACUCGGGUCGUGUCAGUGCUGUGUCUCAGGAAGGUGAGAACCUUAUUUCCAAUGGUCACUAUGCUGAACAAGAAAUUCAAGCACGACUGGAUGGAUUGGAUUCUCUGUGGAAACAACUCCAGGACUCCUCACAGCUAAAGAAGGAUAGGCUGAAUGAGGCCUACCAGGCACUCCUUUUCAAUCGCACCUUGGAUGAUCUUGAGUCCUGGAUGGAUGAUGUGGAGACACAGUUGCAGUCAGAAGAUCAUGGCCGAGACUUGACCUCAGUCCAGAGUCUGCUGAAGAAGCAUCAGCAGCUGGAGAAUGACAUCGCCUCACACCAGAGUGAAGUGGAUCAGGCAAAGGAAGUGGCUCAGACAUUUGCUGUUGCCAAACAUUUCAUGAGCGAAGAGAUCACGGAAAGGGUUGAAGCAGUCACAAAGAGAUACAACUCCUUACAUGAGCCAGUACAUAUUCGCCACGAGAAUCUUGAGGAUGCGCUCCUACUUCAGCAACUCCUGCGAGAUAUAGAGGAUGAGCUCUUGUGGGUGGCAGAGAAGGAGCCCCUUGCUUCAAGCCAGGACCUUGGCUCUUCCUUAACAGCUGUGCAGAACCUCCAGAAGAAGCACCAGGCCUUGGAAGCAGAGAUCCAGUCUCAUGAACCAGUCAUUAACAGUGUAAAUAGUCGAUCACAGCAGAUGAUCCGUUCUGGACACUUUGCGUCGUCAGAUAUUGAGGAGAAGAUGAAACAGUUGCAGACACAGCUCUCACAGCUAAAGGACACAGCAAGUGUCAGAAGACUCCGGCUGUUGGAUGCAGUUGAAUCUCAGAUGUUCUAUUCUGAGGUCAAUGAAGCUGAGGCCUGGAUGCGAGAAAAGAGACCACUCGUUGUUUCACAAGAUUACGGGAAGGAUGAGACCUCUGUUGGAGCUCUGAUCAAGAAACUAGACAAUGUUGCAAGAGAUCUUGAUAGUUUCAAGACAACUGUGGAAAAACUGUCAGUCUUAUGUGUAAAACUUACUGAGAGAAGACACUUUGACAGUGAAAACAUUACCAAGAAAAUGACCCUAGUGAAUGAGCAGUAUGCAGAAAUGAAAACGCUACGAGAGAAGAGAGCCAAGCGACUGGAGGACAGUGGGAAGCUGUUCCGUUUCCUGCGUGAAAGUGAUGAAGUGGGCGAAUGGCUCAAUGACCAGAUGGCAAUAGCAGCAAGCGAGGAUUAUGGCAGAGACGUAGAGCAUGUUGAGAUCCUGAUCCAGAAGUUCGAGUCAUUCCUCACAGCAUUGAACGUCAAUGAGGAGAAACUGGGAACAGUCAAAGAAAAAGCUAAAGUGCUUAUCGAUGAAGGACAUCCAGAGCCAACAAAGAUCCAGGAAAAGGUGGAUGAGUUACAACAGUUAUGGGAUGACCUGAAGGAAUUGUCAACUGCAAGACAAGAGGCCCUUGCUGGAGCUAAGCAGGUACAUGUAUUUGACCGCAAUGCUGAUGAAACCAUUAGCUGGAUUGCUGAGAAGGAUGCAUUCAUUUCCUCUGAAGAUUAUGGCCAUGACUUGGAGACCAUUCAAGGUUUGGCAAGAAGACACCAAGGCUUUGAGAGAGAUUUGGCUGCUGUGAAAGAACAGGUAGAAUCAGUUGUCGAGGAAGCAAAGCGCUUGGCAGAUCUGUUCCCAGAUGCAAGAGAACACAUCUCAGUGAAGCAUGAGGAGACAGUUGAAGCCUGGAAUGACCUCCUCGAUAAGUCUGCUCAGCGUAAAGACAAGCUCUAUCAGGCUGAGAAACUACAGUCAUACUUUGAUGAUUACAGGGAACUUAUGGCUUGGCUGAAUGAAAUUCUUGCCAAGAUAACUGCUCCAGAAUUGCCAAAGGAUGUGCCAGGUGCCGAGGCUAUCAUCUCAAGGCACAAAGAAUACAAGACAGAAAUUGAUGCACGUGCUGAUGCCUUUGAAAAAUUCAGUGCUGCAGGCAAUGCACUAAUUGAUCAGGGCCAUUUCAUGGGAGAAGAAAUAUCAGAGAAGAUUGCAACAUUGGAGGCCAGAAGGAAGUUGUUGUUGGACACAUGGCAGAUGAGGAGCUCAAUUUAUGAACGCAACCAUGAUUUGAGGGUCUUCUUGCGAGACACACAGGUAUUUGAGGCCUGGAUAGAGUCUCGUGAAUCUGUUGUCAGAGAUGACCAGAUGGGAGACUCCAUCAUUGAGGUGGAGGAGCUGAUUCGCCGCCAUGACGACUUCCUCAAGACCAUUGAUGCUCAGGAAGACAAACUCGAACCAAUCAAGAGGUUCACUAUGAUUGAAGCAGAAUUCCAAGCGCAGAAGAAACGCGAGGAGGAUGCCAGGAAGGCAGAAGUGGCAAGAAAGGAACAGGAACGUAUGGAGAACAUGAAGAGAAAGGAAGUCCAGCGGAUUACGGAUGAACGUCGCCGGGAAGAUGAAAGACGUCGAACUCAAGAGAUCAAGUUCACCAAGGAGGACAUGGAACGCGUCCGCCUGUCCAUGAAUGGAGAAUAUGCCAAGUCACCCAGCAGAGACCAGGAUCCACAGUCGAGUUCCAGCUCUGAGGAAGCUGAGACCGCGAGCACUCCUGAGGGUCACCCAAGGUACCGGAUGCGCUCAAGUUCUCUGGGAGAGGUUUUUGUAAGGAAAGCGCUGGAGGUACCAGAUGGUGGCGGACUUCCAAGAUCAGGAUCGCAGACCAGCCUCAGCAGCCUAAAGAGAGGUAACAGUCUUCGCCAGGAACUGUUCCGGGCGAGUCCUUCUAACAGAGGUGCUGAUAUCAAGAGGGCAGAGAGCAUGAAAGUUGACCUGAAGAAGCCCAAGAGAACGCCUAGUUUCACCACAAGACGAAGAACACAGAGCUUCCGAAAGCACAAGCGCAUGGAGAACAUGGCUAAUCUCCCACCUGUUGAAAUCCAGGGCUACCUUGAGCGCAAGCAGGAGUUGCAGAGUGGAGGCAAGAAGGCAACCAUCAGAUCCUGGAAGACAUUCUAUACAGUUCUCUGUGGCCAGUUGCUAUGCUUCUUCAAGGAUGAGGAAGACUUCUACGACCAGAAGGCUGCAUCGUCCCCCAUCUCUAUUCACCAAGCAGGAGUAGAGAAGGCAGAAGAUUACACCAAGAAGAAGCAUGUAUUCAGGGUGAUUACAAGGGACAAUGCCGAAUACCUCUUUUUGGCUGAGUCUGACGAGAACCUGGAGGAAUGGGUGACCAAAUUAGGGUUCCACGCUCAGCUUCCUCCUUCCAUGCAGCUCAUGUCCUAUGACAACCACAAGGAAGGGGAUGUGGGCAGCGACCUGGUGGCAGUUCCUUCCCGGGACUCGGACAACUCUUCUGGCCACUCCACCCCUGAAGUCCGUCACCGUGGGGCUGUGAGUUCCCAUCCGCAGGGGGCUGGAGGAGGCCUAGACCCCACAAGGCCACACUCACAGGCCCUUGACAAUCCCCUGUAUGCGAACCUGGAGCAUAUGCAGGAUAAGACGAAACCGCCAGUGCCUCCCCGUUGCAGCUCGAGUAGUAAUAGGUCAUCACGCUCAUCCCUAGGAGAGGAAGGCCCUAUUUACCAAAACCGCAUUUCUGUUGUUCCAUCUUACGAGGUAACUCCUCCUGAGAACACUUACCAGAAUUACCCACCAGACAGACCCAAUGGACACAGACGGGAUUCAUCUGAAAACAUGAAUGGUGACGACCUGCCCCCACUGCCCAGUUCAGCCCCUCCUCUGGUGAUGGCCCGACCCCCCGUGCCCCCUAGCCGGGCCAGGUACACAGAGCACACGUGGGUGGGUGGGCCACACCAGCCCAGCAUGCCCCAUCAUGGGGGUGGGCCGCACUACGGGCAGCCGAUGGGUCACACAGUUAGCCACCACCAUCAGCAGGUAGCCCAGCACCACAUGGGACAGGGCACCCACUAUUCCUCCCAGAUGACUCGGGUGACCCACCACCAGUAUGCAUACACCUCACAGGGUACAUCCCAUCAUCCAGACUCCUCAGAUGGUGUUCCUGGGAGCAGGCAGCCAUAUUCCGAGUACUCUCCCCGAACCAUGUCUCUACCCCAGGGUAGCAGUCUCCCUCCUGGUGCCUCUAUCCCACCUGGUAGCGGACCCACGCCUUCCCAUCGCUACUCCACCAUUGACAGACAAGGCCUCAGUGAAAGCUCCUCUGAGGGUGAUGUCCCUGUGUCAGCCAAUAAGAAAGAGAAGGAGAAGAAAGGUUCUGUAUUUAAGUUCUUUGGGCGGAGAAAGGGUGCCCAAGUUUAGUUUUUCUUUUUUCUUUCCUUUUUUUUUUUUGUGACAACCAAAUAUUUUUUAUUAUAAAGGAAGUUAUGAUAUAGUUAAUAUUCUUAUAUAUGAUUUUUUUUUGUGCCACUUAGGAAUAUGCAUUUGAAAUUUAAUUAUUUAUGGCUUUAGAGAAACAUUCCCCCCCUCCCCUCUCCCGGAUUGCUAAUAAAAAGAUGUUUGUUAUACAUCGCCCAAAGAUGUACCUGAAUGGCUGUAACAUUAGCCUCUGUGUCAAGAAAUUAAUGCAAUACCUCUCUGAAAUUUGUCUCAGCUUUGUCCCACUGUGACAAAAUGAAGAUUGGUAUGCAAAUAUAAAAACAGGCCAUCUCAGAUAAUUUACAAUUUGAUAAUCGUUUACAUUUAUAAAAUGAAUGUAUGCUUGAAUGAAGGUUGCUUUUACAAAUUCACAGGAAUGUGAAUAUAAGCUUUUAUUUGACUGACUAAAGCAGAAAUUAGUGUCUUAUUUGAGUGCCUGCUCUUGUUGGAAUCUCUGUUCUUUAACAGAGUAGAAAUGAAAUUCUUGUAAAGUUGUUCAGUCUCUGAAAUGUAUGUUUAAUAAUUCAGAUUUAGGGUAUAAGAACAGCUAAUUAUAGUUAUGGCUUCUCUUUUAUUACUGUCAAAGUGAUUAAUAUCAAAUCUUUCCAAGUCUUCAAACAUUUUCUUUUUCUUUAUCUGUAUAUAAUUAUAUAAAUAUUGUUCAAAUCAAAUUAUUGUUGAGUGAAGCAAGAAUGUAUGUGGAAAAGGUAUUAUGUGUUGCAAAAUGUAAUGUUGCUAAUACAAAUAUGAUUUAGA